Messenger RNA from Macrosiphum euphorbiae (potato aphid), 1410 nucleotides. NCBI's taxonomy places the organism in Eukaryota, Metazoa, Arthropoda, Insecta, Hemiptera, Aphididae. The record is from the annotation of a GenBank genome assembly.
AUGGCUCCCGACCCCCUUAGUGAUAGUGAACGGUCGGAGCGGUUACUAAAACGGUGUAUCAUGCGUCGGGAUGGUGCUAUCCAAGAUAUGAAUGAUUUACAUAAGCUAGCGGUAAAGGCAAAGGGUGAUAUAUCGUGUAAAGCGUUAUUUUUUGCUCGCAAGGCUGACAUUGAACAAUUUAUGGCAGAUAUUACGGUAGAACAAGACACAAUUAUGGACGCGUUGUUGGACGCGGGUCGGGACAGCGAAUAUGUACAUACACACGCUCCAUUGAUUCGGGAGGUUAAAAAUCAAUAUUAUUUCAUUCAUGCCACGGCACAAGAAAUGACCGUUGAACCUCAACCUGUACAAAAUGUUCGUACCAACCUCCAUUUACCAAAAAUAAAGUUACCGUCAUUUAGUGGGGAUAUUCUACAGUGGCCAACCUUCCGUGACAAGUUCGUUGCGUUAGUCGAUUCAGAUCCCGACUUAUCCCCAAUCGAAAAGUUCCACUUAUUAGCAGGUUGUGUUACUGACAGGGCUGCCACAGUGGUUAACUCGUUGAAAAUGACAGAUAUGAAUUAUCCAAUUGUGUGGCGAAAGUUGAUUGAUCAGUUCGAUAAUCCUCGUCUAUCUGCCUCGACAUUAGUAGACGGACUUCUAAGCUUUCGCCGAAUGGAAUUUGAAACCGUUCCAGGGUUAUCAGCGUUCCUCCAUGUUUUUGACGAAAGUUUGCAAUCGUUGAAAAUGUUCGACAUCGAAGAUGUGUCUAGUUUUAUUAUGUUUGUAUUAGCAAAUAAAAACCUUCCACGUGGUACUCGGGAAUUAUUUGAAAAGGAUAACUCCAACACUUUUCCUGGUAUUGAAGAUUUGGUAAAGUUCGUUCGAUGUCGUAUAAAAAUCUUGGAAAAUAUUGAUGGUGCUGCAGGUAAGCACAUGCCUAAAGACAAAUCAAACGGUAGGUUCAAUGACAAGCCCACUGGUAAGUUGAUGAUGGUAUCAGCACAGGGCGAUGCAAACCCCAAAUGUCCGAUUUGUAAAGCACCUCAUGAUGUACAAGUAUGCUCAGAGUUUCUAUCUAUGCAACCCCCGAAGCGGUUUAAGAUGAUAACUAGUUUCCGUCGGUGUUUCCGAUGUUUGAGUGCUACUCAUGUAUCAUCAGCUUGUACCAGUGACGUUUUUUGUGCUACAUGUAAGGGGUCACAUCACAGUUUAUUACAUCUCCAAAAAUCUAGGGUCAGACCACCAUCAGACAAUGGUGGGAGUUCGGGCUCGGCACCAGGUGGUAUGAAUCGUGGGGCAUCAUCUAGCUCUGUAUCGAUCGGUGCCGUAUCUCAUGUUGGAAAAAUGGGUCCAUCCACGGUAGUUUUGGGAACAGCCGUGAUCACACCCGUGAUCGGUUCGGUCAAACCGUGGUUGUACGAAUUUUAG